CAAACAAAGCUAGGAGAAAGAAAAGUAAGAAACAAGAACGGCUCUCUCAGUCUCCAACUCCCCCAAAACCUCUCACAUCACUCACUCUCACGAGCUCCUUCCCUUCAAUUUCCGCCCAAGAAUCAAACCCUAGGGUUUCCAAAUUCCAAUCCCAAAACUUUCAAAUACCUCGGAUCUCUGCUCAUGGGAGCCUACGACUCCAACCCUUACGAUCCAAACCCUAGGCAGCCGCCAUGGAACCCUAGCGCCGACGAGGUCGACAGGGUCAACGACCGAUUGUCGGGAAUCGCGGUGAGCGAGCGAUCGGAUGAUAGCAGCAGCAUCUAUCAGGUGAUGCGAGCUGUCGAGGACGCGGAGAACACGAUCAAGCAGCAGAUGGAAGAGAAUCAACAAUUAAAGGAUCAACUUCUACAGCAAAAACGGGAACUGGAAAAAUAUAAAUUAGAAUCUACAUCUCGAAGGUCUGAUGUUAUGAGAGAUGUACAUGCCAUGGGACCUUACAAGACUUAUAUCUCAAACAUUCCAGGAGGAAAUGAAACAGCGAAGGUUAGAUGGAUGGAAAAUAAUUCUGCCGUGAACCCUCAUGAUAUGCUUGUUAUCCAUCAGAAUGGGACCUCAGAAAUUGACAACCAUGUGUCACAAACUAGCACAAUGAACCAGCAAUACUCUAAGAGCACCAAGGUGGAUGGUACUUUGAAAAUAUCUCCUGGAGUGCAAAUUGGUGUUGAUAGUGCUGGUGUAUCCCAGCUCUCAACACCAUCUUCUAGGUCCCUCUCUCCAUCUAGACACAGAAAAGAAGGUGAGUAUGAUCCAAGGGUUCAUUCGUCUGGAAAAGGGUUGAUUCCAGUCUCAGAAACAGCCUCAAACAACAUGUGGAAGCAGGAUCUUGCUAUAAAAGUUAGAGAGCGCGAGGAAGAAAUUGCUCUGCUAAGAAAGCAUCUUGCAGACUAUUCAGUAAAGGAAGCACAAAUACACAAUGAGAAAUAUGUUCUGGAAAAACGCAUUGCUUAUAUGCGCAUGGCAUUUGAUCAGCAACAACAGGAUCUUGUCGAUGCCGCGUCAAAAGCUCUUUCUUAUAGACAAGAUAUAAUCGAGGAAAACAUCCGUCUAACCUAUGCAUUGCAACAGGCUGCACAACAAGAAAGAACUACAUUUAUUUCUUCUCUGCUGCCUCUUCUUACGGAAUAUAAUCUUCAACCUUCUGUACUUGAUGCUCAAUCAAUUGUUAGUAAUUUGAAGGUUUUGUUUACACAUCUGCAGGAAAAGCUCAUUCUUACUGAGGAUAAAUUGAAAGAAUCUCAGUAUCAGUUAGCUCCAUGGCAUGCAGAACCAUCAAAUGCAGGCUUUCCUCCACAAUCCCCUUCUCAUUCUCUUGGUGCAGCACUUGCAAAUUCUAACAAAAGCCUUGAGAUUGUUCCCCAGCCUGCAUAUUCUCACACACAGUCUCCAGUUUCUUCUCCAUCAAAUGCUCGGACAAAACUCGAAUGGGAGGCUUUAGGCAGCCAAAACCAUAACCCUGGACCCAGCGGCUUUGCUUCUAAGAAUACAAACCAAGAUGUUCUGGAAAGAAUGUCUCCUUCUCUAAGCAGGAACACCAUGGCAGACGAUACGUCAGCUAAAACCAUAGGUUAUUCUUCAGCUCAAGUAACUCAAGGCGAUUCCCAUGUUCCACAGUUCAAUGUUGAGUUUAAAGACCACCGAAAUCCAUCAUUCAAGGACAUUGUUAGAGGAAAGGAAAUCGAUGAUCCCGAGACAACUGGACUACAGCAUGGAAGAGACGGUACUGUCCACUGGGGACCUGCAGCCUCUCCUUAUUUGUCAUCUGGACUUGACGAUCCAAAUUCCUCGUACCCAUAUCUUCCACCAGUCCUUGAGGAGCCUAGUUCUUCAUUUUCUGAAGCUGCAGAAGACGAACUUUUGCCAGCAAUAGAAGGACUUCAAAUUUCAGGAGAAGCUUUUCCAGGAAAAGAACUUACAGCAUGUGGGUAUUCCAUCAAUGGGACUACCAGUUGUAAUUUUGAGUGGGUACGCUAUCUAGAAGAUGGUUCUGUGAAUUAUAUCGAGGGAGCUAAGCAACCCAAAUAUCUGAUUACCGCUGAUGAUGUUGAAACCUACCUUGCAAUUGAAGUUCAUCCCCUGGAUGACAGGAAACGAAAGGGUGAGCUUGUAAAGGUAUUUGCCAAUGAGCAAAGGAAGAUAACUUGCGAUCCUGAUAUGCAGAAGCAGAUCGAGAAUACCCUUUCCAUUGGACACAUAUCUUAUGAAGUUCAUUUAUCUGCUAAAUAUCUAGACAUAUGGGAGCAAGCUGUUUUGGCAAUUAAGAGGGAAGGCUACAGUAUAAAGUGCAAUGGCCCGCGUGGAGUUGUUGUUGCAGAGAAGUUCCAAUCAACUACCACUAUUACAAUUCCUUAUGGCCAUCCCAUGGAGUUCUCAAUUCAAUGUGCUAAUGGUGAUGAGUAUCUCUUAAGGGCAAAAGAUAGUAGCUGGUUUCGGGAUACCAUUGUGCUUACUAUGAGAUUAUUCAAGAAGAUGGCAAUAGAAAAAAGGAAAGGGAGAAAAAAGGGUCUCUUCUUCAAAUCCUAGUCCUUGCCAUUAUGAAGGAUGGUGAUGUACAUAAUUCUAGAAUUUAAUACAUUUCUGCAGAUGUACAUUAGAUGUAGAGGUCUUCUCCAUUAUUCUAAUCUCACCUGUAAAGAUCUCUACCAAUUUUUCUCAAAGGAGAGAUCAUCUUAACUUCUUCUGUCCCCAGCACAAUUCUACCUGUUUUCAGUACAUUUUCCAACUGUUCUUGUUCUGUACAUCUCUUAGCUUCCUGCUUAGGCUUUAAAUGGACAGAUGCUGGAUGAUAUCAAAUAUUAUCGAGCCAAUUUGAUGAAGUCAUAAAUUAAAAUGCAAAGGUUGAGCUGUUAGCUGAAUAGCAAUUAUUAUUAUUAUUAUUUAUUUUUGUAUUUUUUGUUUUUUUAUUUUUCUUGGUUGGUGCUUCCAAUUUGCUAUUGGUUUGCAGUUCACAUUACACUGGAUUAAAUAUGGAUCUAUAUUGUGAUAUCAAUUUUGACUAUAUUUGAA
Molecule: messenger RNA, 3066 nt
Organism: Asparagus officinalis (garden asparagus)
Lineage: Eukaryota; Viridiplantae; Streptophyta; Magnoliopsida; Asparagales; Asparagaceae
Exons: 23
Coding region: 184-2583 (799 amino acids)
Cellular component (GO): plasma membrane
Source: RefSeq, a predicted model, not a curated record